GACGCCAGGCAGCCGCCCCCACCGUCUCCGCCCCGAGAAAGGCCGGAGGCCGGCGUACAGCUGCCUCUCGGGAGGAGAAGGAAGAGGGGCCGCUAGAGGGAGGGAAGACGUGAGGCGUAGGGGAGGAAGAGGAGCCCAGGACCAGCCCCACGCACGAUUGAUGGGCGGUUCUUCUGUUGUGGGCCUGCCCACCCGCUCCAGCAAGGGGCGAAAGUGCUGAUCCCCAAGGAGCAGCAGAGGGUCCGUCUUUCGGUUUUUAACCCCAUCGUUUUCUGAAAAGAGGGGAACAGACUUUAUUCUAUGCAGGUUGAGAACUAAGAACCAUGUUGCAUGAAGCAAGGGACAGGCAGAAGUUCGUCAGUGAUGUCCAAUACCUGCGGGACAUGCAGCAUAAAGGGGACUCUGAAUAUCAGGCUUGUUUGAAACGACAGGAAUACAAAAAAGACCCGAAUGAGAAGAGACAGGACCAGAUGUGGGGGAAAGACUCAAGUGACAAAUCUCGGUUUUCAAGCGGGUCGUCAUCCAAACAGAGCUCCUGUGAGGAGGAUUCUUUAAGUGAACCAAGAUCAUGUACCAAAGUACCUACGGGGAAGUGUGAGCCCAGACUUCCAGCCAUUGACCAGACACCUGUCAAGCAGAAACACAAAAGUACCAUGACCCCAAAGAAGCCGGAGAAAGUGAGCCCCAGCAAGCCCCCUCCAGCGUCACAAGCACCAAAGAUUUUAUCAAGGAAGAGGAGGCCAAACCUGGGGAGACUGACAGUCAGCCCAGAAAUGCACGGCCCGAGAUCAUCCGGAGAGAGAAGCAGACAGAAACUCCAGCUGUCAGCGAAGGCACCGGCAGUCCUGGGACCAGAUCCGACUGUCCAACAAGAAAGCCUGAAGUGUGCAAAUGAGACUAAGCUAAAGAGGCCAGCUCGAGAGAGAAGAAACCUAGCCACACCGUCGCAGCUCGUGAGAAUCGCCGGGAAGUCGCUGGAAAGGCAGAAAAAAGGAGAGCCAAGCGCGCGUGUCCCGAACGAGCCCCACACCACCCUCGCACAGACCUUCCAGCCAGGGAGCGGUCCUCAAGCGCUGAGUGAGCCCUUGGGACCGCCACUCCUCCCCACCACAGCGGUAGGGCCAAGAAGGGCACCAUUUCGGUUCCACGACGAGGAUUUUUACUCCGCGUUAUCGCUGACCGGUGAGCACGAGCACUAUGACACGGAAGAAGAGACGCACAUGGAGGAAGAGCAGCUGCUGGUGGGCAUGCGCUCUCCUCCCAGCCAGAAGAGGAGCCGGGUUCUAGGGACGUCGGCCACUCAAAGCAGAAACGCUGAGGAAAUUGCUGAAAGCCUCAGAGAAAAUUCUCUAAGAUGGAGCGAGCCCAAUCCUGGGCCUCCAAGGAAAAGCGGCCCCGCGGAGGCGGCAGCAAAGCAAAGGACGAGCCAAGAUGCCAGGCGACCUGGGGAGUCGGCGGAGGAGGGCCCCGGCGGAGGCCAGGAGGACGGGAAGAGCCCUGUCCCCGGGGACCCCGACCUGGACGGCGCCAUACGAGUGGGCGCCGACGACCAGCCGUGUGACAGUCCGAUGGAAGACAGGCCCGCUGCCCACAGUGCCCACAGCCGCGAGAGGGACUGGCAAAACUACCUGAGCGGUUCGAGGAGCUCGUUCGACUGCCUGCUCUCCGGGAGACCCAGCGCCCCGAGGGCGGCCGUGGCGGCGCCCUUCAGCCCGCACGGAGCCGCGCUGCACUCCGCCCUGGUGGACGACCUCCCGGCCGGCCUGGCCGUCGCGCCCCUGCUGGGCCCCAGCUCCGACCUGGAGGAAAGCCUCAGGUUCAACGUCCGCCGGCCGCUCUCCCCCAUCCGAAACCGGAACCCGUCGGCCACGGCCGACAGCAGCCGCGGCGACGACCCCCGGGGGGCCGAGGAGGCGGCCUCCACCAGCCAGGCUCAGCGCGCCGAAGACGGAGCCACUCCCCAGAGCGGCGCGGCCCUGGGGGAUUCUCCCAGCUCCCCCACGAGAAGACAUUUGCAAGGCCGAUUCUAUAUGCCUAGGUCCCUGCAAGAGAACAUUCCGUUUACUUUUUUUGCAGUAUCUGAUCUACAAAGUCAAAGUGAUAACGGGGCCCUCGUCAGAGUCUCCGGUGACAAGGACGAGAAGGGGGCCGCAGAAAUAAAGGCAGACCCCGAGAAACUCAGGAAAUUGCAAGAAAGUCUCCUGGAGGAGGACUCGGAGGAGGAGGAGGGAGACUUGUGCCGCAUCUGUCAGAUAGCCGGGGGUUCCCCGAGCAACCCCCUCCUGGAGCCUUGCGGCUGUGUGGGAAGCCUGCAGUUUGUUCACCAAGAGUGCCUGAAAAAGUGGCUGAAAGUGAAAAUAACAUCAGGAGCAGAUCUAGGCACGGUAAAGACCUGUGAGAUGUGUAAGCAGGGCCUACUGGUCGACUUGGAUGACUUCAACAUGACUGAAUUCUACCACAAGCACCAGCAAUCCCGGGCCCAGAGCGAGCUCAUGAACUCAGGCCUGUACCUGGUGCUGCUGCUCCACCUGUACGAGCAGAGGUUUGCAGAACUCAUGACACUCAACUACAGACGGGCUUCCAGAGAGAGGUUGUCAAGAAAUUACCCACAACCCAGACCGGAAGAAAAUGAAAGUUCCGAGUCGGGAGAUGGUAAUGAAAGCAGCGUUUACCAAGGCCGGGUCAUCUAGCAGGGGAGCUGGUCGCGGAGGGCAGCAGAGACCUCUCCACCCGGAAGCCCUUUCUCCGUUCCCCUGCGCCCCCCUUCUUCCCUCCUCUUUACUGAAACCGAAGCCAAUGUGUUCCCAGUUACCAUCCUCACCCGUGCCACU
Molecule: messenger RNA, 2831 nt
Organism: Meriones unguiculatus (Mongolian gerbil)
Lineage: Eukaryota; Metazoa; Chordata; Mammalia; Rodentia; Muridae
Gene: Marchf10
Product: membrane associated ring-CH-type finger 10
Exons: 12
Coding region: 324-2690 (788 amino acids)
Molecular function (GO): zinc ion binding
Source: RefSeq, a predicted model, not a curated record